AUGCUUCAUCGCGGCGCCUCGCUCCAGCCAGCUGGCUCCCCUCCGUACAGGCGCUGGCUGCAGCUUCUGUUCGAAGCGAGCCGCCAGCUCCUCCGCGACUUGCCUCCCGUGCGCGAGCCCCCGCCCGUGCUGGUGCAGGCCACCACCCCGAGCUCCCCGCUCCCCGUUUGCGCUUGCCCCGGUCGGCUCCGGCCUCCCGCCGGCUCCUACGCCGCGCCCCCGCGCGGCCCUGGGCUCAUACCGGCGUCCUCCGCCGGGUGCCUGCGUGCUCGGCCUCGCCCGGCCACCCCGCGCCCCGGCGGCGCAUUCGGCCGGAGCGCCUCCGCCAGCCACCGCCUCCAGCCACCUGCGCGCCCGCGCCACGAGCUCAGCCUCCCGUCGCAGGCGCCGCUUGGCCCCCCGUCCAGCUUCGCGCGCGCCGGCCUCCCGCCCUCCACGCAACCCGGCCCGGCCGGCUCCGCGCCUCCCGGGUUCGGCUCCCCCCGCGCCGACUCGCCGCCUUGCCCGCCCGCCGGCUCCCGUGGGCCGGCGUCGCCUUGCCUCGGCCGCCUGGCCCCGCUAGCCGGCGUCCGCCUCAUCGCUCCUCCACGCAGCCGAGUGCCCCACGCCCGCGCCGGCUCCCCUCGCUCAUCGCCUGCUGGCUCCCGCCACUCGGCCGGCCCUCCGCCUGCCGGCUCCAGCGCGCCCGGCCGCCUGCCGGCUCCAGCGCACCCGGCCGCAUGCCGGCUUCGCGCGUCCCUGCCGGCUCCCCCCAACUCGUACGACCGGCUCCGCCGCUAG
Aegilops tauschii subsp. strangulata is the source of this 780-nucleotide messenger RNA. The record is from RefSeq and is a predicted model, not a curated record. NCBI's taxonomy places the organism in Eukaryota, Viridiplantae, Streptophyta, Magnoliopsida, Poales, Poaceae.